CUGCAGGCAAGAAGCUACUGACUCCUCAGACCACCACAUCUGCUUUUCGCCUCCCGGCCGCCCGCUGAUAGUCGUGAUGGCAUCUAUUCUUUAGAACGUACAUUCCUCCCGUCGUUGCUCCUUGCCAUCCUCUUCAUGGUCUCACCGUCGUGGGAUAAGCUGGACAGGCCCAACCUCAAGCAGGUCCCGUCGUGAUGGACCUGGAGCGAAUCAAGCAAAGCCUCCGCCUUCGUUCCGGUCGGUCCAAGAAAACUCGCAAGCCACCCACCGAGCAGUCAACCGCUGCUGCUCGCCCUAGCCAGCCACCUAGUCAGCCGGUCCAGAAGAGCAUUGCCAACGGUGCGGUGAAGGAUCCUCCCCGAGUGAUCACCAAACCCAGGGCGAGUCCUCCCACAAAGGUGCCUGUGGUUCGCAAGUCCCAGCCAAAACCAGAGAUUGCUGAAGUCCCAGCCCUGAAACAACGAGACAGCUCAGUUCAUCGACCCAAAUACUCGCAUGCAUCAACCGAAUUGGACCUGAAAGCAUCUAGGCCAGUUCCAAAACCUCGCAUAGAAUGUCCUCGCCCGGACCCGGAACAGAAAGAACCGGGCACCAACCCAUCCUCGCUGCUACGCACCAUGUCCGAGGCAGAUGCUGGAGUCAUCCUAAACUCUGAAUCCUCCUCUGGUCUGGAUUUCGACUUGCACCCGCCUCCUCCGCCGUCCAGGCCGAAGCCGCCUUCAGUCGAGUCACUUUCAGAAUUGCUCUUUUCUUCGGGUCAUCUCAACACUCUCCUCCGCGAUCCCCAGUACUUGGCCCGCUUCACUUCCUUUCUGACAAGGUAUCGACCGCAGUAUCACCCUGUUCUGCUGCGAUAUCUCGAAACACAGAAGGCCAUCAAGGCCAUUGAGUACGCGAAUGCUGUUGCUGAAGGAAUCUCUCCCUCUUCAGACGAUGGCGACGCUUCGAAUGCAAAGAUUUCUAUUGCAGCAAUCCUCGACCGGGCUUUUGAGGAACUAAGCAAUUCCUCCUUCCGCAUCAUGGUCGACUCUGCCCUCCCGAUGUACGUCACGUACAACCUGGUGAAAAUGGUAACCGAGUGUCUCAUAGACGAGAUUACGGGCAGUCGAACUUCUCCUACGAGGGAUUUGGUAGGUGGCUUGUCAGAAGUGUUUUGCCUCACCGAUCCGAAGCAGGAGGAUAAUCCAAUCAUUUUUGCCAGUGAAGAGUUUUACCGACAAACUGGAUACGGUCCUGACGACGUCAUUGGGCGAAACUGUCGAUUUCUACAAGGUUCAAAAACCAACAGAGAGUCGGUGGCGCGGCUGAGAGAGAGUAUUGCGAAGGGUGAAGAUAUAUGCGAGACUUUGUUAAAUUACCGGAGAGAUGGCAGAGCUUUCUUAAACCUACUGAUGAUAGCACCUCUCCACGACGAUAGAGGCAACGUCAAAUAUCACAUUGGCGCCCAGGUGGACGUCACAGGAAUGGUCGAACGAGGAAAGGGAUUCGAAGGGCUGAAACGAUACCUGACCACACGAGAGAUCGAAAGACGUGAGAGACAGGUCCACGGCAAUGGAAUCAGAGGAGACGAUCAGGGCCUCCAAAAACCGAAAGCACUGGCGAAAUUGCGCGAUCUAAGCGAGAUGUUCGAUCUGGAGGAAUCCAUCGUGGUGCGUUCAACUGGGAGGUCUACUUCGACAUCGAGGGACGAUGAUGAGGGCAGUGUUGCAAGCAGCCGUAAGGUUCCUCGACGAGUAUUCGACGAUGCUGAUGCGACUUCCGAUAACGGAGAGGAAGAGUCUGCCGAAGAUGAGGACAAAGCUUGGCAACUAGGUCAAUCGGGACGGUCUGGAUUGUCAGGAAAGCUGCCAGGCGUCUACGACAGCUACAUGCUCGUCAGACCAGCACCUUCCCUCCGGAUCGUCUUUGUAUCCUCCAUCCUACGCCGACGCGUGGGCAAUAUCGUCCAGCAUCCAUUCUUAUCACAUGUUGCUACUUCCGCAAAUACAUUGAAAGGGCUCAAAGAGAGCUUUGGCGUCGGUGUCCCCGUCUCCGCCAAGAUUAACCUGCUGCUGGAAGCUGGCGGUCGACAGGAUGGGACUGCAACCCGCAGUGGAAGCAAACUCCAAGAUGCUGGACAAGGCAGAGUUUGUUGGAUUUCUGCAACGCCACUGCUUGGAAGUGACGACAAAAUUGGUGUCUGGAUGGUUGUGAUUGUUGAGAAUGCGAAAGUACCCAAAAAGAGCAAACCUGAGAACUUGGCGAGCGCGGCUGAGGAUCAGGUGUUGAAACAGCCUAGAUCCGACGAAGUUACACAGAUCGCCACCUCUACCAAGACCAGGUCACCGAAACAAACUCGGUCUGCCUCAGUUGAUGCGUCGAAGAGCGGUACAGAAUCCGCAGGCGCUCCAAUUGAACCAAAACUCCCUGACGACACGCCUGACCAUAAUCAAACCGCUCCAUCAUCUUCGCCACCCGCUAUAGAGGACAAUAUGAAAGAGGGGAUGUUGAGACAAGAAGGCCAUCAGCAAGUUUCACUUGAGGACGAAACACUUGUAGAACCGGAAGAAGAAAAACCCGAUCUCAACCACACGAGCACUGAUCAGCCUGAACAUCUCCCUGAACUCCUCGAGGAUGAAAACGAUGAUUAUGUACGCACAAAUGGAGGGCUCUCCGAAUCGCCGAGCCCGCAGUACACCCACGGUCAACCCAAUGAUCAUGUUGAACCCAGGACGCCGACACCAACUGAUGUCAAUGAUGCCCUCGAACGCGCUUUGUCGGGAACGAAGAAGACGGGGUUCUGGGCAACGCCCGUUUCACCAGAAGACAGCAAUUUCACCAACGGGCUGAAUGGGCUCCAUAACUUUUCCGACGACGAGAAAACGCCCGUCAACCCUCGAAAUGCCGGGUUUGGAGAUUACACGCCUUCUCCCUCCAGGCCGGGCACCAGUGGUCUGGAUUCUUCGACCGGCAAGUCAAAUAGCAAGCACUACAUGGACUACCUGCGCCACCCUGGCAGUCGCCCGUCGUCUGAAUAUAAUCGUGGGUUGUCAGGAAGCUUCAUGUCCGCCAAGUACAAUGCAGAAGACGAUUCCCCAGAAGAAGUGGAUGACUUCAACGAUUCCGAAUGCGCGAGGUCACCGUACAGUGUGGAUUGACGUUGCGGUGUAAGUACGACGGAUGAAUUUACAGUCUUUGGUGGAUGAUUCCGUUUUCUGUACACAUAGAUGUUUUUUGGAAGCUGCUCCUAGAGAUUUGGUUUCUGGUUACGGCCUAAGAAAGGAUAUUUGGUUGCGUAUAAAAGUGAAUUGAUGCACCAGCACAUUUACAGCCUUG
This is a messenger RNA of Cladophialophora immunda, 3315 nucleotides long. RefSeq lists its product as uncharacterized. NCBI's taxonomy places the organism in Eukaryota, Fungi, Ascomycota, Eurotiomycetes, Chaetothyriales, Herpotrichiellaceae. The transcript has a single exon. Gene Ontology annotation, cellular component: nucleus. The record is from RefSeq and is a predicted model, not a curated record. The coding region runs from base 195 to 3137 and encodes 980 amino acids.